GUUGCCGAAGGAGCAUUCACCCAGAAUUUAAGAUCAUGUCAAAAAUCAAGCGAUUCUUUUCCAAAAAGAAGGAGGAGGCCGCCUUCAAGAUGCGAUUAGGCGGCGGCAUGGGUCAGGGUCAUAAGUUGAAUGAGCCAAAGCCCGAAGCACCGUCGAGCAGCUCGUCAAAGCGCGACAAGGAUGCUUAUGUCCCACCUCGGCGCCACGAGCUGAGCAAUGAGGCACGCGCUGCAGCAAACGCGGCACUUUCACGUAUCGAGCGCAAGGACUCGAGGGAUUUCAAUACGUCGCUGGCUGCCAUUAAGGCGCAGGCGAAGCGGGAAUUGGAAGCAGAGCGCAAACAGAAACAGGAGUUGUCCUGUUCCUCUAAUACUGGCUCUGCCAGCGCCAGCUCUUCAGCUCAAGAGAAUCGAAACUUGGCUUGCCAGGGCGUGUUCUUUCGCUGUCCUCUAAUAAGCGACGAAGUGCUGCCCAAGCAGGCAUGGAAGCAGAAAAUCAAGGAGUUCCUCUAUCAACAGCUGGAGUUCGAACGCGGCCUGACCGCUUGUUUGAUAAUACAAAAUUGCAAUGUCAAGGAACGGGCAGACGAUUGUAUUGCUACGCUCACCAAAUAUCUGGAGAAUAUCAUUCAGCAUCCGAACGAGGAGAAAUUUUGUAAGAUUCGCAUGUCCAACAAGAUCUUCAGUGAUAAGGUGCGCUAUGUGGAUGGCGCUUUGGAUGUGUUGCAUGCAGCUGGAUUCAAUGAGGUGGAGCUCGAUGGUGAGCCCUUUCUCGUGUGGUCAAGCGACCAGAUGGAACCGGGUUUGGAUCUAGCCACGCUGUUGGAUGCCUUGAAGAACUCUGAGCCCAUACAGCUAGAGCUGGAUCGCAAUAUUAAAGUGUUGCUGCCAUCGCAGGCUCGUCGCGUUGUCCUGCCGGAUGACUUCUAUCGCAUCUCACCAGAAGAAAUUAAGCGGGAGCAACAGAUGCGCGCCGAGGCAAUUGAAAGCUCACAGAUACUGAAGACCAAGGCCAUGAGGGAACGGGAAGAGCAGCGCACCUUGCGCAUGUAUCGCUAUGCUCUGAUAAGAGUCAAAUUUCCUAAUGGUCUCUAUAUUCAGGGUACCUUUAAUGUAUAUGAAAAGAUAUCCGAUAUAUUUGAGUUUGUGCAAUCUUGCCUAGCUGAUGAGUCACUUGAGUUUAAUUUGGUGUCCGCCAGCGACGGCAAAUUCAGUGAGGAAGACAUGGAAAAGACUUUAUAUGACUGCAAAUUGAUCCCAAACAUAGUUUUACUGUUUUCGGUACCAUCAAUUCCAACUCCAGUCGCAUCUGAUGUCAACUUCUUGAAGGAGGAGUUAUUUCUGCUGGUGCAGCCUAUGUAAAUGUCAUAUUUAUAUUCCAUGCAAAAUGUUGGAAACGCUUUAUGGCAGCAGUUCAAUGUCGCCAGAUUAUCGGCCCGUUU
This is a messenger RNA of Drosophila navojoa, 1441 nucleotides long. RefSeq names its product GDI interacting protein 3 (gene Gint3). Gene Ontology annotation, molecular function: protein binding. The record is from RefSeq and is a predicted model, not a curated record. NCBI's taxonomy places the organism in Eukaryota, Metazoa, Arthropoda, Insecta, Diptera, Drosophilidae. Gene Ontology annotation, cellular component: cytoplasm.